Molecule: messenger RNA, 5741 nt
Organism: Triplophysa rosa
Lineage: Eukaryota; Metazoa; Chordata; Actinopteri; Cypriniformes; Nemacheilidae
Gene: ubtf
Product: upstream binding transcription factor
Exons: 21
Coding region: 1531-3789 (752 amino acids)
Source: RefSeq, a predicted model, not a curated record
CAGAGCUAAACUGAAAAUAUCGAAAAGAUGAAUUAAGCACACAAUAGUUCAUUCUUUACAGUUUGCGGCAACUUUGUCUAAAUAAAUGCAUUAAUGCUGCUUCGCCUUUUCUUAAAAAAAAAAAAAGAAAAAAAAUCACACUGGAAAUUAAGUAAUAAUAUUUCUUCAUUUAUUAAACAUUUAUUUUCAUCGUCAAUCUAAGUAAAUAUGUCGGUUUAAAACUAACACGUUGCGUGCUUGUGUGGGAUUGUGUUGAAGGCGCUUCGGUAGCUCGUGACAGAAGCUCCGAGUUAAAAAUCCAAAUGGAGGCGAAACCCGGCGAGCCAUCCGUGAUGAGAGCGACAAGCAUGGGGAGAGAUUGAAAAUGCGGAUGUCUCUCCGAAAGAGAAAUGAGCGGAUCGAGAGAGCUGCUCGCUGACUGGAAGGGAGAGAGAUGCGAGCGAGAGAUGGAGGCGGGGGGGAAGUCUCUCAGCUCUGCGGGGACUGGAGCGCCCGUGCCCUGGACCGGCGGCGCAGUGCUGGCUAACAUUCAACCCUCCCCUUGUUCCACAACCAGUUCCACACACAAGCAGCGACAGGUAAGGUCUAACCAGCGUCUCAUCCUAUCAGCCGUUUAGUAAACAAACCUUGAAAAGAAUCACCUUUCGAUACAAAAAAAUCAAAACCUUUGCAUGAGUUUAUUAAAUCGUUUGCUUCGGUGAAUUAUUUCGUAAAGCCGUCUCGGUUAAAUUCGCGUUUAUUGCAAGGCACGGUACAUUCCGAGGUCGCCUUACCCGAAUUUCCCGUCCUGUGACUCGGGCAAAACAUCCUCUUUGUAACAGCCUUUCGCCGUGUUAAAUUCUAAAUCUAACUCUCAAUCUGUACAACUAAGUACGUUAGACGCGAUAAGGGCGCCUCCGCUCUUGUUUGAAGCCCUUGCGGUUGUCUUUAUUUCCGAGUCAAGGCUCCAUGAGGCUUGUGGAGGGAAGAACCAGCCGUCUCUGGUUUGCCAUCAGGGAGCUCGUCUAUAUCUCACAGUGUGGGCUUUUCGCUUGCGCCUAUCUUGCCUUCGUAAAGGCAAAGUUCGCGAUUACAGUCGUCAGUUUAUCGGUUAUCUAUGUUUGAGGGGCAAAACCGGUGAGUUCUGAGUUUAAGUUUGCCAUUUAAUAUCGUUUUGUUUCGAUGAGGUGAAUUAGGCUUGCAGCAUGCGUGGACGGUAGCAUGGCGGUUCUAGAACAGUCGUCAUGCCAGUAAAGCGUUCUCUUUCUCGGCUGUUACAUUUUUCCAUUGUGACUAGGGAGAAAAUGAUAUAUUUUUUCAAGGGCUGGAUACAUUUCUGACCGGAUUAAACGCGUCAAUCAUAAUCCAUCUUCAUUCGCCGCGUAUUGACCGAAACUAACCGUUUAUUUGUUUCAUUUUUAUUUUUCAAGUCUUUGAAGCCCCUGCUGCCAUUCGCCGCCAUACGGCUGCAACCACCUCGCUUUCGCCCCGUGUUCUUCGUCAGUCGAAAGUCGGGGUAAAUAACCAAAUUUAUUCACGUGAUUCCACAUAAUGAAUGGUGAAAUGGAUUCAUCUACUCAAGACCCUGUUUGGGACCAGGAUGGCAUGUUGAAGCUAUUGGACGCCAUGAAGGGAAACCUUCCAGAGAAGGAUCUGGCCAAGUACAAGACCUCAGAGUCCCAUCUGGACUGGGAGAAAGUGGCUUUCAACCCGUACUCCGCAGAGAUGUGCAAACAGAAAUGGCAGGAGGUUUCCCGAGAGAUACGCAAAUUCCGCACACUCUCUGAGUUAAUCGUGGAUGCACAAGACUAUGUAAAAAACCCCUAUAAAGGGAAGAAACUGAAGAAACACCCAGACUUCCCCAAAAAGCCGCUGACGCCGUACUUCCGUUUCUUUAUGGAAAAGCGGGCCAAGUAUGCUAAGCUACAUCCAGAAAUGAGCAACCUAGAUCUCACAAAAAUCCUAUCCAAAAAAUACAAAGAGCUGCCGGAGCGUAAAAAAGAGAAGUAUGUGAAUGAUUUUCUCCAAGAAAAGGGGGAAUUCGUGCAAAGCAUGAACAAGUUCAGGGAAGAUCAUCCAGACCUUCUGGAGAACUUAAACAAGAAGUCUAAUGUUCCUGAGAAGGCCAAGACACCCCAGCAGCUGUGGUAUUGCCAUGAGAAGAAGGCCUUUCUCAAAACACACCCAGAUGCGACCACCAAAGACAUCAAGGACAAUUUCGGGAAGCAGUGGAUGCAUCUCUCUGACAAGAAAAAGAUCAAGUGGAUCACCAAGUCCCUGGAACAGCAGAAACAAUAUGAGGAGACGAUGCGCGCGUUCAUUCAGCAACAUCCAGAGAUGAACAUGAAGGAGGAGAACUUUGUAAAAUCCACUCUGACGAAAGCAGAGAGACAGCUCAAAGACAAGUUUGAUGGGCGACCAGACAAACCCCCAUCUAAUGGUUACUCGAUGUUUUGUGCUGAGCUAAUGUCCGGUAUGAAGGACGUUCCCAGUACUGAACGUAUGGUCAUGUGCAGCCAUCGCUGGAAACUCCUCAAACAAAACGAGAAAGACGCGUACCAAAAACGCUGUGAGCAGAGAAAAAAAGAAUACGAGAUCGAGAUGAAUCGCUACUUGUUGAGUAUCUCAGAAGAGGAACAGCACAGAAUAUUGUCAGAACAGAAGAUGGGAAGCUUUAAAAGGACUGGAGGCAGUCCUGCCUCUAAAAAGAACUCGAAGGCAAAGGCCAGCCUAGAGAAGCCCAAGCCCCCAGUGUCUGCAAUGUUUAUUUUUGCAGAGGAGAAGCGUCCAAAACUUCAUCAGGAAAGGCCAGAUCUCUCUGAUAUGGAACUUACGAGACUACUGGCCCGCAUGUGGAGCGAUCUUUCUGACAAGAAAAAGGAGAAGUAUAAAAAUCUGGAGAUGACGUUGAAGGCAAACUCUGAGAAGCAGCUCAAAGAUGAUAAAGGGAAACUACCAGAAACGCCCAAAACAGCUCAGGAAAUCUGGCAACAGAGUGUCAUUGGAGACUAUCUUGCCCGAUUCAAGGGUGAUAGAGCGAAAGCUCAGAAGACCAUGGAGGCCACAUGGAACACCAUGGAAAAGAAAGAGAAAAUUGUGUGGAUCAAGAAGGCUGCAGAGGACCAGAAGAGAUAUGAGAGAGAGCUGAGUGAGAUGCGAUCACCUGCUCCGGUUUUCACCCCAGGAAAGAAAAUCAAAUUUGACGGAGAGCCUAAGAAACCCCCCUCAAAUGGUUAUCAGAAAUUCUCUCAGGAGAUGCUGUCGAACGGUGAGCUCAACCACCUGCCCAUGAAAGAGCGAAUGGGUGAGAUCGGGGGCCGCUGGCAGCGACUUAAUCAAAAAGAGAAGGAUCGAUACAAAAAGUUGGCAGAGGAGAAACAGAGGCAGUACAAAGUGCUACUGGAGCAGUGGCUUGCGAGUUUGUCAACAUAUGAGAGAGCUGCGUAUAAAGAAUAUAAUUCUCUGAAAAGGAGGAGUACAGGAAAACAAGGUGGCACCAAUGCUAAAGUUGCAGCCAAAGCCAAACCACCAGUAAGUAUAAAGAAUCAAAAGAAAGUGGUGGUGGUGGUGGAGGAGGAGGAGGAAGAUGAUGAUGAUGACGAAGACAAUGAUGAUGAUGAUAGAGAGAAAGAUUCUGAUGAAGGAUCAUCGUCUGGAGAUGACAGCGACGACGAUGAUGAAGAUGAUGAUGAAGACGAUAAUGAUGAUAAUGAAGACGUGGAGGAUGAAGUGGACGACAAAGAGAAUAAAUCCGAAAGCAGCAGCAGUGCCUCCAGCUCUGACGAUUCAUCGGGUUCGGAUUCGGACUGAGGCAAAGCCGAGUCAGGCUGAGCGCACAGACUGCCAGAAACGCUGUGAUCUGAGCCAUGAACACAGGGGUCCGAGCCUGCUCCGCACUUCUCUUGUUCCACCACCAGAAAGUGCUUUCCCCAUUGUAACACAUCUACAGCCACUCACUUCAUCCAGAGUCUUUUCCUCUGCUUGUGUUCCUUUUGUUUCUCUGGACAUCUUAUUUCUUCCUCCCUCGCUGAGUUUGCUUAUUAAGUUUAAAGGCAUUUUAGGCAAAUGAAAUGUGCACGAGGAUGUGUACUCUGAAUUCCUCCACAGCAGAUCAGAGACAAAGGUGUAGAGCUCUUCUAUUGGCUUUUAGUCAGUGUCUGAAGCAUUAUUAGGGUGCACCUUUUUUAUUUAAAGGUUUCAAAGGAGGACAAAGAGAGUACCAGGUGACCUUUUCGUUCUCAUAAUGGAGCCAAAGAAUCUCUUAGUUUUGCUAAUUAUUUUGGGAGGUAAAGGGGACCAAAUAAUUGCACUCUGAAGAAUGUCUGCUCUCCUAAUCUUCAUCUGUACCUCCUUCUUGUUCUUUUAGCAUUGUUCCUCCGCAGGCCUGUCGUCUCCCCCCCAGCCCCCCGCCCUCAUUUUGCUUUGCUGUUUAGUUUUGCUUCGGUUCAAAAAAUUUGGUAUUUUCAGGAGCAGUGAAGCCAUUUUGAAUGUCGCUGCAUGGACCCCGCUGGUCACUUCUCGUUCAUAAGACACCAUUACCUUAACUACACCUGAUGGGAGUUAAAGGUGAAAAUGAAUUAUUUAUUUUUCGUCCUGUUGUAAGAACGUUGCCCAUAGCUGUUUUGCAAUGUUGUUGUGACAUAGUCACAGAACAGCAGAUGUAUUUGAGUUAGCUGUUCAGAAAGAUAAUUAAAGUUACAUGAUAAUGAGUAGUUCAUGACUUAACUGUUUGCAAACACAAGCAAUGUUCUUUUAGUUGUUUCACUGGCUGGGCACCAAAAGGUUUUCUCUUUGUUAAAAAUGAUUUGUUUUAAAGCUGAAUAUUUUCAACCACUGUUUUAUUUGGUGCUCCAAAGAACUAUUUGUUUUAAUUUGAGUAAUGUUUUAAAUAUGAAAGACAUGAGCUACCCCACAAUUCAGUGCACUUAUGGCGGAAUCCCAGGCUCACAAGCCCAGUCUCGUUUCAGUAUUUGUUUUUUUACAUUUCAUCUAUAUCACUCCUGUAACUUUAAAGGUUUGUCAUACACCAGCUCAAGGAAUGUAACAGAUACGUUUUGCUUAAGAGAGGGGUACCGCUAUUUGUCAUGUUUAUGUAUAAAUGAACAGUUUUGAGGGUGACUGGUAUAUUCUCUUAUUUCAAUGCAUCUAAAUUAAGAUGGGAUCUAGCAACCUGAAAUGAGCUACUGUCUUUUAUUCUUAGUGUUUCUGCAGUCUCCAAUGUGAUGGGCACAGUACAUUAACUUUAAGAGCAUUUGGGCAUUGCUAAUUUGCAAAUAAAUAGUAGUUGAAAAGAAAUUGAUUACGUGUAUUUUUGGUUUGGAGGAUUUCAAACUGUAGUCUUUUGACAGCUAGAAGCCGAUGCAUUUAAUUUCUAUUUUAGUGCCCAAAGUUUUCUAUUGUGCAGAAUCUUGUGUUAUUGGCUCAGUCAGCACAAUUUGACAAUUGAUGGGCUGGAAUAGGAGACCUUCCAGUCGACCCUCCAAUAUGUGUUUGAUAUUUUAUAGGAUUUUGAGCAAAUAAAUUUGGGCUGGGUUCAGUGCUGUUGUAAGGUAUUUGUAAAUACGGCUUAAUUUUUUCCUUUGUAUUGAGUGAACAUAAUUGCAUUUGUGUUUUCAUUUGGUUAAGCAAUUUGCUGCUUUAGCCAAUAUAGUUUGUCAGUUGGGGAAAUGUUUUUAAUUUGGUAAGUUUUAGUUUUUACCCCUCCCCAUGUUUGUUUAUUUGUAGAAAUGGCAACAAAAAAAUAAAAAAAAUGACAUCUUAAA